AUGCAACUAUUUCUUAUUCUGGUAACGGCAGCAUUAUAUAUUGUCUGCAUUGUCACAGGUCAAAACACAACCAAUACACAGCUCUCUACAUGUGGAUGCUGUCCAUCACCAUACUGUCAAGCAAAAGCAACACCAUGUUCAACAAAUUCUGACUGUGAAUGUUUGAUGAUGGCAAUGACCGGUGGAGGAAUGUGUACGGAUACAGUUAUAUCAUGUAAAGAUUUGGUUCCAUGUGCAAAUGAUAAUAAGACAUGUUCGGCACCCAAUACUGUAUGUGUCAACAACACUCGAUGCAGCAUUCCUGUUUGUUAUCCGAUUGAUCGUGCCUCUUCUCAGCGAUGUCCACCGUUGACUUCGGGAAUUUCAAUCAUCAAUACAGGCUCAACAACUAUGACAACAACGCGAUCGGCAAUGUUAAUAGCUACCACAUCAUCAACACCGAUGCCAUCAGUAACCACCACAUUAUCGACAACACCAAGAACAACAACACUAUCGGCGACAUCGACAAAUGUUGUAACAACGACGACCUUUGUGCCUAGCAAUAUUGCACUGAAAGCUUUUCCUGCUGAAUUCCAACAAACAAGUAUAACAUGA
Molecule: messenger RNA, 594 nt
Organism: Rotaria sordida
Lineage: Eukaryota; Metazoa; Rotifera; Eurotatoria; Philodinida; Philodinidae
Source: the annotation of a GenBank genome assembly